Chrysoperla carnea is the source of this 854-nucleotide messenger RNA. Its product is annotated as protein lethal(2)essential for life-like. The record is from RefSeq and is a predicted model, not a curated record. Gene Ontology annotation, molecular function: protein folding chaperone. NCBI's taxonomy places the organism in Eukaryota, Metazoa, Arthropoda, Insecta, Neuroptera, Chrysopidae. The coding region runs from base 183 to 752 and encodes 189 amino acids. Gene Ontology annotation, biological process: protein refolding; response to heat. The transcript has a single exon.
UAUUUAUUAGGGGGUGAAUGACAUGAAAUCUAGAACUAGAAUAUUCUAGAAUACGUCUGAGUAUAUAAAUAGAAGUCGACCGGUAUUCAAUCGACAUUGUUGAACUAGUCGGUGCUCAAAACAGAGCAAGAUUAUUAUUGCAAUAAAUUAAAGUGUAAUUUGUUUUCAAAAAAUAAUACACCAUGUCUAUUUUACCAUACAUUUUACAAGAUAUUUUAAAUGAUCCGUGGUCGCAACGAUCAUCGCGAUUAAAUGAUCAACAUUUUGCGUUGGGACUCGCUAACGACGAUUUAUUGGAGCCAUUUAUACUACCAUCAUUGCUCAGUCGUAAUUAUUAUCGACCAUGGCGUUCAGCUAUCUCAAAAUUAGACCAAGGAUCGACUGUGGUCAGUGACAAGGAAAAAUUUGAAGUUUCAUUGGAUGUGCAACAAUUUUCACCGGAUGAAAUUGAAGUAAAAGCAAUCGAUGAUAAUCAGAUUAUCGUGGAAGGGAAACAUGAAGAGAAACAAGAUGAGCAUGGUUUCAUUUCUAGACAAUUUACACGCCGAUAUGUAUUACCAAAAGAUUAUGAUGGUACAAAAUUGAUUUCGAAAUUAUCAUCGGAUGGUAUUUUAACAAUAUCUGCACCAAAAUUGGCAAUUGAAGGAUCAUCAUCGGAACGCACAAUUCCAAUUACACAAACUGGACCAGUUCGAAAGCAAGUUCAGGCCAAUGGUAGGAAGACACCUGAAGAAGCUCAAGAAGCAUCUUAAAGCAAUAUUACAUAAUAUUUGUAAUCUUACUUUUAGCUUCAUGUAAAACCUAUAAAUGUGAUUUUUUUGUAACUUUAAAUCUUUCUAAUUUUACAUUUUAAA